GGCGUUGGCAGAAGGAUCUUGUUUACAUACACCGAAAUCAAACAAAAUAGAUGGUUUUAAAAUUAAGGCAUCAUAGUUAACACAAAAUAUAGGAAGGAAUUGUGAUCUAUGUGUUGAAGCUUGAAGAGCUAAGAAUUUUUGGAGACUAACAAUAAGGCAUGGCGGCGAUUUAUGAGCCCAGUACGGAUAGUCCAUACAUUCCAACAGAGACCGUAACUUAGAGUAAAGAGGAUGAUUAUAGACUUGGAAUGCUCUAAACAGGAACCUGUCACAAAGAAAUUGUCGUCUGAGAUGCAGGGGCGCUUCAGAACAUUCAACCUGCAAAGCGUUAAUAGGGCUCGAACGCAUAGCCCCAGCAAUUAUUCUCAGAGCCUUAGACUGGAUAAUGUCUAACUUAUGGAGAGCUACUGCAUUACAGGGUUCAAGAAUAAAUGUUCCAUAGUCUAAAAUACUCCUUAUUAGGGCAUUAUAUAGAAGCUUUAGAGAGAAAGGGUGGGCUCCCCACCAAACUCCAGAGAGGCAGCGCAGUAUAUUUAGAAUCUUCUCACAUUUGGCACUUAUAUAGUAGCAAUGAGGGAUGCCUGUAAGUCUCGAGUCUAAAAUUACUCCAAGAAAUGUUGCUUCGCUUUUAACGGGAACUCUAAUGUUAUUAUAAAGUACAGACACUGGAGGAGGAAACCUCAUACGUGAAAAUAAGACUAUACUACUUUUAGAAACUGAAAGGCUGAGACAGUUAUUGUCAAGCCAAACUUUUAGUAACUUAAGGGAAUAUGUCAUAGUAUCAGACAUGUUGUGAACAGAAUCACCAGAGACAUAGAGGAGUAAAUCAUCUGCAUAUUGGAGUGUGCUAACUUUACCCUUAAGGGAGGCUUCCAGAUCAUGAGAAUAUAUAUUGUAAAUUAAGGGACUUAAACUGAGCCCUGGGGUAUACCUUUCCAGGCAAUACGGGAUUGAAUUGAAAGGUUGACAUUAUCAUAGGCUGCAGAUACAUCUAAAAAUGCUGCUAACACAGAGUUAUUGUACGAAAAUGCCAAUCUUAAGUCUGUCAUAAAAAUGCUGAGACUAUCCAUUGUACUCCUACUUUUCCUAAAUCCAAACUGGUUUGGAGAUAGUAACCCCUUACUCUCAAUAAACCAUUCUAACCUAUUUUUAACUAAAUGUUCGGAAAUUUUGGAAAUAACUGAAGCUAAUGCAAUUGGUCUGUAAGAUGAUGGAUCAUUAAUCGGUUUGUCGGGCUUAUGUAUUGGGAUAACUUCAUGGAUUUUCCAUGAUGGAGGAAUAUUACCUGUUGUUAAAAUUGAAUUAAUUAAACUAAGAAAAUAAGAAAGGCAGGAGUCGUUCAGGUUUUGAAGAAAAGAAUAUGGGAUUCCAUCACAACCUGGGGCUGAGUCCCUAAGUUUUGAAAGAACCCCUUUGAGUUCUGAAAGGCUAAAGGAAAUGAAUGAAUCGCUACUAUCAUGCUGGGAGAGGAGAGAAGACUGUAGGUCAGAAGAAAUAUUAUCUAUAGAUGGGACAAAUGGUGGAGCUAAUUUGUCAAGAAACAAAUCAACUGUACUGCUAUCCAUAAAAGGAGACCUUGGAGGCUUAAAAGCGGAUCUGAAUCUACGAAUAUUUUGCCAAACUUCAGAUGGAGAAAUGUCUGGUGAAAUUGAGGCACAAAAAGAUUUCCAGCCAUUGAAUCUUUUUUGUUUUAAUAAUUUACGUGUUUUAGUUAUAAGAUUACAAAGAAUAUUAAAGUUUUGUGUUGUAG
Parnassius mnemosyne (clouded apollo) is the source of this 1750-nucleotide messenger RNA. The record is from the annotation of a GenBank genome assembly. Lineage: Eukaryota; Metazoa; Arthropoda; Insecta; Lepidoptera; Papilionidae.